Solenopsis invicta (red fire ant) is the source of this 1481-nucleotide messenger RNA. RefSeq lists its product as uncharacterized. Lineage: Eukaryota; Metazoa; Arthropoda; Insecta; Hymenoptera; Formicidae. The record is from RefSeq and is a predicted model, not a curated record. The transcript has 6 exons. Bases 314 to 985 code for a protein of 223 amino acids.
CCCUCCUCAAACCGCGAAGCCACCCUCGCGUUCUGCGCAUCGCAAGCGCCCCGGCGAGACCAACUCCGAGACAAGAUUCCUUCUUCGGCUACAUUAUUUUUCGCGAUCGUACGGGCGUCGCGAGCGAGGAUAAUCGUCGCCGCGAUCCCGCUCGUAGUAAAGACCACCGCCACAAAUUCCGCGUCCCGUUGUCGCGGUGUACACGAGAGUUAUUGAUUCCCAUCGCGAGUGGACGGUGGCGGUUCGUCGGAGCACACCUGCUCGCAAAGGUUUGAAGAACUUGAGUAAUCUACGUUAACUAACGGAAGCCAAGAUGAAGAUUGGAUUGCUGAAGAAUUUUUUGCACUAUUUCAAUCUGAGGCAGGGCACGAUACUAAUUGCCAUAUUCCAAUUGUUUUCGUCCGGAUUCAGUAUGAUAUUCUUCAUUCUGGCUCUGGCUCACGCAAUGGGGAUUCAGGAAAUGGUGGUGAGGGACACUGAAGAUGCCCUCGAAAGGGAGGCCUUGGAAGAGAUUUCUUCAAACCAUCUCAAUACGAAAAAAAUGGACUUGGCACAUCACAACGCAACCGAAAUGGUAUACGCGAUGUACUGUGGUCUCGUCAUCACAGUUAUUCACUUUAUCUCCACCAUGUUACUCCUCUACGGAGCUCUGACGAGCAAUCGUCAUUUCAUGGCACCCUGGAUGAUGGUCAAAAUCACUAUUAUAUCAGCCUUAGCAAUCUCAUUGUUCCUGGUAGAAGAAGAUUGUCCUUUCCUUGCAACUCUAGGUGGAAGAGCUGGUAUUUGCGAACGCCUAAUCGCCUUUUUUCUGAUAAUCAUGAGCUUUUACGUCUGGUUCGUGGUAUACAGUACUUAUAAAAGCCUCGAGACGAAGAAGGGACUCACGCACGAAGUGCACAGUAUGAAAAAAAAGUACGCAGUGCCCGUACAACUAGAAAUACCAAAGGCAAUCCAGGUUUCGGUGAACAAACCCUACGAACUUUAAAAAUAUUAUGAGAGCACUGGAGCAUUUAAUCGUCAAUGAAGAUGGGGGAAUCCAUGAUGUCGUAAAAACAAAUGCUUUCGGAAAUCGGGAUGAUAAUUUAGAGGUGAUUGCAAAAUCAUAUGAAAUGAAAGUUAUCUCGAAAAUGAGAAAAUCGGUUGCAAGCUGGCGGAAGGCCAGCUUUUCAUAAUAGUGAAUCGUACGUGUAGGAUGGAAUAAACGAAAAGAUUCUACUGCGUAAAAGCUCAAGAAGACUUGCAAGAAACGCGCUUCUCAUAUUUAAACGUUUCUCUUUGUUCUGUAUUGUUAAAAUAGCAUGCUCCUUUACGUUCAUGCGCUAAGGUGAUCCUUCAAUGCGACGCACAGAUAUUAGUGUUUAGGCCAUUCAACAGGGUGUUUACUUAAAUUUCGUAAAAGAAAUUCCCUGAGAAUUCCUGGAUUUCAUAGAAAUUUUGUUUAAAAUUCUAAAUAAAGUAAAAUUAGAAAAUUUUUUAAUGCA